AUGGCUGAAGAGAAGACACCCCAGACGUCCGAAACAGAAUGCCACACAGUGGGUUCCCCAGAAUUUGAAGAUGAAGAAUGCUGGUUUUACAACGGUUUGGCAAUAUCAUUCUGCAUGUUCAAGCCCAAGAGGCCCUCAAGCCGCUGCCUCUCCAUCCUACCACCAUUUGCUUUACUUCUUUAUUUUUCAUUUACAGAUGACGACAUGGAAACUCAGGAGGACAAAUCCCUGGGCUACACCGAGUCAUUUCGGUGCUUGCAAGACAUCCUUCACGAGAACAAAAUCAACAGUAUUGAUGAUAGCAACACUCGCCAGGCUGGACUAGCCAUAAGCUCCUGCAACACGACUUUGGACAACUGCAGUAAGACCAUAGUCGGACGAAGCCAGUCCAGCAACCAGUAA
Molecule: messenger RNA, 402 nt
Organism: Chionomys nivalis (European snow vole)
Lineage: Eukaryota; Metazoa; Chordata; Mammalia; Rodentia; Cricetidae
Product: testis-specific protein TSX-like
Exons: 4
Coding region: 1-402 (133 amino acids)
Source: RefSeq, a predicted model, not a curated record